This is a messenger RNA of Hypomesus transpacificus, 3706 nucleotides long. RefSeq names its product adenylate cyclase activating polypeptide 1b (pituitary) receptor type I (gene adcyap1r1b). Gene Ontology annotation, molecular function: vasoactive intestinal polypeptide receptor activity; peptide hormone binding; G protein-coupled peptide receptor activity. Gene Ontology annotation, cellular component: plasma membrane; neuron projection. Gene Ontology annotation, biological process: adenylate cyclase-modulating G protein-coupled receptor signaling pathway; cell surface receptor signaling pathway. The record is from RefSeq and is a predicted model, not a curated record. The coding region runs from base 597 to 2201 and encodes 534 amino acids. NCBI's taxonomy places the organism in Eukaryota, Metazoa, Chordata, Actinopteri, Osmeriformes, Osmeridae. The transcript is spliced from 14 exons.
AGAGAGAGAGAGAGAGAGAGAGAGAGAGAGAGGAAAGGGAGUGAGAGAGAGAAGAAAGAGAGUGAGGGAGAGAUGUUUAGUUUAAAUGCGCGGCGCAUACUUCCCGAGCGGUCGGCGUGACUACUUGCGGUUUACUGCAGGGCAACGGAAUGGCAUGAAAUAUCAACGACAGUGAUAAUUCCGUGGUAUCUUUAUCAAACACGGCAGAAAUCUGCGGUAAAUGUGUCUUAUCUCCCGUACAGUGAAGUCUCUCGCUUUUCCCCUUCGGACUGGAGACAUGUAUCGUCUCUGAACGGUCUCGGUUUUAUACCUGCUACGCUCACCAAGUUUUCGUCUCAGCCACGGGGGAGUUUGUUUUCACUAUCAGUCCGAGAGUGCAUCAGUCCUUCUCUACAGAAGCUGAGUAGCCUAUCCCAUUCCCAUCGGCUACCCGCUCCCAACACCUGUGAGGGGUGUCAAGUUGAGCCGUUCUUUCCGCUGUGAUGAUCCCAAGGUGAGCAGAGAAAGCUGACCAGCAUCCUCUUCGGUCUGUCAAUCCCCCAGCCCUCUCCUGGACAUCUGAUUGGAGGAAAGUCCUGAGUCAGAGGGGAAAGAAAAUGUCCGCCGCUAUGAGCGCAGUGUCCUUCCUGCCCUUCGUCCUCCUCCUGGCCAUGAUACCAGGUCUUCACUCAGUGCAAUCAGACUGCAUCCUCAAGCUAGAGCAAGAGAAAUGCAUGGAGAGGAUCACCUCAGACGACCCCGGAAACGACCCAGAGUUCGGGUGCCCAUGGAUGUGGGAUAACCUGACAUGCUGGCAGCCAGCGAGGGUGGGGGACGUGGUGGAGGUCAACUGCCCCGAGCUCUUCCACGAGUUCCUCAAUGAAGGAGAGGAAGAGCUGGGGACCGUGAGUCGGAACUGUACAGAGUUCGGAUGGGCGGAAACGUUUCCUCACUACGUGGACGCCUGUCUCUUGGACAGCAGCAACGACACAGACAUGUACUACGUGUCAGUGAAAGCCUUGUACACGGUUGGGUACAGCACUUCUCUGGUCUCCCUGACAACUGCCAUGGUCAUUCUCUGCAGGUUCAGGAAGCUACAUUGCACCAGGAACUUCAUCCACAUGAACCUGUUUGUGUCGUUCAUCCUGAGAGCCAUCUCGGUGUUCAUCAAAGACGGCGUGCUUUACGCCAAGGAGGACAGCGAACACUGCUUCAUACGCACUGUGGAGUGCAAGGCAGUGAUGGUGUUCUUUCAUUACUGCGUGCUAUCGAACUACUUCUGGCUGUUCAUAGAGGGCUUGUACCUGUUCACCCUGCUGGUGGAGACCUUUUUCCCAGAGAGAAGAUACUUCUACUGGUACACCAUCAUUGGCUGGGGGACACCCACAGUGUGUGUGACCAUAUGGGCCGUUCUCCGGCUGCACUUUGACGAUAAAGGGUGUUGGGACAUGAAUGACAACUCUGUCAUCUGGUGGAUGAUUAAAGGACCCGUUCUGGCCUCGAUCAUGAUCAACUUUGUCCUCUUCAUCGGUAUCAUCGUCAUCCUCGUCCAGAAACUGCAGUCUCCAGACAUUGGUGGAAAUGAAUCCAGUAUUUACCUGAGGCUGGCCCGCUCCACGCUGCUGCUCAUCCCUCUGUUUGGGAUCCACUACACCGUGUUCGCCUUCUCCCCUGAAAACGUCAGCAAGAGAGAGAGGCUGGUGUUUGAGCUGGGCCUCGGCUCCUUCCAGGGCUUUGUCGUGGCUGUGCUCUACUGCUUUCUGAACGGAGAGUAUCUCCCCGAAGGUGCAGUCGGAGAUCAAGAGGAAAUGGCGCAGCUGGACGGUGAACCGAUACUUUGCUGUGGACCUGAAGCACCGGCACCCUUCGCUGGCCAGCAGCGGAGUGAACGGGGGCACGCAGCUCUCCAUCCUGAGCAAGAGCAGCUCCCAGAUCCGCAUGUCCAGCCUGCAGGCCGAGACCCCCGCCACCUGAGCCCCCCAGGGCCCGCCGGCCCCCCCGCCAGCCACUUCCACACCGGACCUGACACCCCUGAGACCCUCUCCACCUCCACCAUCGACCUCCCCUCCACCACCGACCUCCCCUCCGUCUCCACCGCUGACCUUCCCAUCACCACCCCCACACACGCCCCAGUACUCUCGAGCCAUCGUGGCGCCAAUCCCCGCCCAGAACCAAACCCACUGGAUGAAGACCCAACCGCUACGACCGUGCCCAUAGUUUGACCCCCAAACUCAACUGGCUCCUCACACACAGCCCAUAAACUAACGUACAUCACAUAAACCUCACAUUGAUUACAUUUAUCAUAGGAAAAAACGACGACAACAACAGGCUAUCUGACCCAAACAAACCCAAUGUCCCUUCCUGACUUUGAAGCCACCCCAGUAGCUAGCCCCACCAUGCUGGGGCGCAGUUGGGACUCUGCCCGGUUACAAGCGUUUUACUGGUGGAGCUGCCAGCCAUGUGGGUGGGGCCGCACUCUGAAUGUGAACCAAUUGCAGGAGCCCUAUGAAAAAGGAACAUAAAUAUUACCUGCCCUGUACUGUAUAUAUGUAGUGUUCAUGUCACACCUAAAUGAAAAAGUGAACUAUUGUGGUGCUGGGACACCAGCCUAGACGCAUUCAUCAUGCCGUCCGGUCAAAACAGGCCAUAUUUCUUACCUUGUUUUGUUUUUCCUACUCAAAAUGUCAUGGUUUCAAGGUUGGCUAUCACCGUUGCGAUGACAACUCAGACAUCAGCAUGACAGAGUUCCGAAUCUGGAGUGGCAAGAGGUCACAUAACAUUGUGUAUGUCAUCGAUCAGUCGACCAAUGAGCUGAUAACAAUCGCCUGGUUGAAAGAUUGAAGCCAGGGGUGUAACCCUUGCAAGAACAUGUCCGCAACCAACUUCAACGACUGAAUUAAGCAACUCGGGCCUGAGAACGGAAUAAGUCUCAAAGGUCAGUGAGAAAGACACUCGAUUAACCAGGAAAGUGGAAUAAGAAGGCAAACUCUGUAUCACUAGCAGUUUUCUACUUAAAUUACAGUUCUUGGUAUUGGAGUUUUAAAACGUCAUCCACUUGUCCCAGUAAAAGCUGUGAUCAUUGAGGUGUUCUGAUUGGAUGACACCUCACUAGUGCUACUUUCCUCUAUCCUGCCAGAAAAAUGGAUGUUACGGUAUAUUCCCUUCGGCCAAAGUAACAAGCAUUAUUUACAAGGGAGGCACAGUAUAUUUUCUACCAUUUAACAAAAUGCCAAAAACAUUGAUUAUUGUUCGAUGCCUGCCUUAAAGCAUCUUCUAUGGAUGUUUGCAACAGGUAGCCUACAAUGCUAAGGUUUGUCAACUACGACCAUUUGUCUACAAUAGAUCUUGUUAAAUCUCAGCAUUUGGGGUAAUUACCUGAGGUGUGAGUGCUAACAGUUUUAAAACAGCCGCUAGUACAGAAAAUGUCAAUAAGAAAUGACUCAUAAGUGGUAUUAUGGGUCCAAUGUAAUAUGGAAUGGUUUUGCAUGAAUAAGUUAUUUUAUUUUAAUUUUUUUCAACUGGUUCUCGUUCUGUUGUGAUAUCACAUCUGAUAUUCAGGAGGCAAGGCUGUAUUACCUUUCAAUUUUACUUGGCAGUUUGAAAGCAAAGUCUUUUUAGAAGUAUGGGAUGUACAUUGAACAGGAAAUUAAUUUAUGGGAGUCAGAUGGCUGAGCGGUGAGGAAAUCGGGCUAGUAAUCAGAAGGUUGCUGGAUCGAUUCCCCGCCGU